This is a messenger RNA of Centropristis striata (black sea bass), 5016 nucleotides long. RefSeq names its product 6-phosphofructo-2-kinase/fructose-2,6-bisphosphatase 2-like. Gene Ontology annotation, biological process: fructose 2,6-bisphosphate metabolic process; fructose metabolic process. The record is from RefSeq and is a predicted model, not a curated record. Bases 190 to 1809 code for a protein of 539 amino acids. The transcript is spliced from 17 exons. Gene Ontology annotation, molecular function: ATP binding; 6-phosphofructo-2-kinase activity; fructose-2,6-bisphosphate 2-phosphatase activity. Gene Ontology annotation, cellular component: cytosol. NCBI's taxonomy places the organism in Eukaryota, Metazoa, Chordata, Actinopteri, Perciformes, Serranidae.
CUAAAACAUCCGAGAAGAAGGAGUUGUUCCUGCCUGGCGGCGCUGAAGACAACUGAUGGCUCCACUGUAACAAAGAGGAACAUAAGCGAAUAUUACACCGCACCUGCUGUUUCUUGAGAGAGAUGCUGACCUCGUCCUGCCAUUGAUCGAAGCCCGCCGUCCCCUGACCAGCUGAUCAAACGUGUCAUCAUGGCCGCCAAGCAGCAGAAACCUGCAGGAGCUACAGACGGCUCAGUAGAGGCCAAAAGGACGGACAUCAGGACUAAUGAGAAGAAGUGCUCUUGGGCCUCCUACAUGACCAAUUCUCCAACUGUGAUAGUGAUGAUUGGGUUGCCUGCUAGAGGGAAAACCUACAUGUCCAAGAAGCUGACACGCUACCUCAACUGGAUUGGAGUGCCAACUAAGGUAUUCAACCUUGGAGUUUAUAGGAGAGAAGCGGUGCAGUCAUACAAGUCCUAUGACUUCUUCAGGCAUGACAAUAAAGAAGCAAUGCAAAUUAGAAAACAGUGCGCUCUGGUGGCACUGGAAGAUGUCAAGGCCUAUCUGAAUGAGGAAGGAGGCCAGAUCGCUGUUUUUGAUGCCACCAACACCACCAGAGAGAGGAGGGAACUUAUUCUUAAUUUUGCGAAGAAUAAUUCAUACAAGGUGUUUUUUGUCGAAUCAAUAUGUGACGAUCCAGACGUCAUCGCUACAAAUAUCCUGGACGUGAAGGUGUCCAGCCCAGAUUAUCCUGAGAGGGACAAAGAAAGCGCCAUGGAAGACUUUCUGAAGAGGAUCGAGUGUUAUAAAGUGACAUACCAACCUUUAGAUCCGGACGAUCACGACAAGAACCUGUCCUUCAUCCAGGUCAUCAACGUGGGCCGUCGUUUCUUGGUAAACAGGGUGCAGGACUACAUUCAAAGUAAAAUAGUGUACUACCUCAUGAACAUCCACGUACACUCCCACUCCAUCUACCUCUGUCGGCACGGAGAGAGCCAUCACAAUGUGGAGGGACGCAUCGGGGGAGACUCUGAACUGUCGGAGAGAGGGAAGCAGUUUUCAACAGCACUGAAGGGUUUCGUGGAAGAGCACCAUCUGUCAGACCUGAAGGUUUGGACGAGCCAGCUGAGACGCACCAUUCAGACGGCAGAGGAGCUGGGAGUUCCCUACGAGCAGUGGAAGAUCCUCAAUGAAAUCGAUGCUGGAGUGUGUGAAGAAAUGUCCUAUGAAUUGAUUCAGAAAACAUACCCAGAGGAGUUUGCCAUGAGGGACCAGGACAAGUAUCACUACCGCUACCCAGGAGGAGAGUCCUACCAGGACCUGGUUCAGCGCCUGGAGCCGGUCAUCAUGGAGCUGGAGCGUCAGGGCAACGUGCUCGUCGUCUGUCAUCAGGCCGUCAUGCGCUGCUUGCUCGCCUAUUUCCUGGACAAGAGCGCAGAUGAUCUCCCCUACUUGAAGUGUCCUCUGCACACUGUCCUAAAACUCACCCCUGUGGCUUAUGGCUGCAAGGUGGACAUGUUUGAUCUGGAGGUGGAGGCUGUCAACACUCACCGCGACAGACCAUUAAAUAAAGUCAAAACAGAUGUUGUGCCGCCAGCUUUCCACCGAAGAAACAGCUUCACUCCGUUGUCCAGCCAGGACCAGAUCAAACGACCUCGUCUUUACAGCAUGGGCAACCCCCCACAGGCCCGCAUGUCCCAGGCCCCAACCUUACCCAGCAUGCCGUUCUCUGAGGCGUCUGAAGGGCCAGAGUUGCAACAAAAUGAGGUCAGGACAGACUGUGUGAACGGCUUCAGUGCGGCAGACACAGACGGCUGUGUCCGGAGUUAAAGAAGCACAGAAAGAGGCUUUUCUCUACAUGGAUGUAUCACCAGAGGACCAGCAGUAAAUACCCACCAGCUUCAGCUUUUAUUUUCUUAAGCAUGCACCAUAUCUGUGUAAGCCGACAUGUAUUUGUUAUCUCUUGGAUUUUGUCUGAUGAGUCUGCACAUACAUAAACAUGCCUUUGCACUAGUGCCUUCACACUAGGCUGCGAUCUAGCUCAAAUAUAGUAUAAUGCAGAGAUUUGUAGUAAGUAGAGACUCUGAAACCCCGUCCAUUAGUUUCUUUACACUCCACAUACUGUAGUCUAUAGUCUUUUUAAGCUGUAUUAGAUGUAGAACUUGUUGAUUGUGAAUUGUAUACCUCAAUGGAAGCUACUACCGUUUUAGUUUUAUUCAAAGAGAGCGCCUCUCUUGAAGAAAGCCAUGUACAACCUUGCUCCCAUUCUUUCUUUAAGCUACCUAUUUAAACAUUCCCAGGUAAUGUGCAUUCUUCCUUCCCCGGGUGGUUCUGACCAGAUGUAGUAAACCAUUUAUUUUUAAGUGAAAUUUAAAGCCUAUUAUGCUCGCAGUGGGCAGACACAUGCUGUAAUGAUUGUUACGUCAAUCCCUAUAAAGAGUGCAGCAGCUGCUGUGCUUUUUUCUGUGACAAUUAGUCUGCUCUUCUCUUCAAUGAGGCCUCCCUGUAUAUUUUGCCUUCUUCUUUGAUAUAUUCAACGGUUCACUGUGAUAAUAUGAAACUGAUCACAUUUGACUCCAUAAUAUUUCAAACACAAAGUGCUCAUGAGUUUCUUCAUAACUAAAAGCAAAUCUGUCAUGCAGUCUUGAUAUUGAAUGUCAAAGCAGCUACAAGGAACUUUUGUUUGGGUUGAUUUUGGCGCCACCUGUGGACACAAGUGGUAUUAUUUCCAUGAGCAGCACCACCUCUUGUCUUAAAGAUCUUGAUCUGGCUUGCAUAUGCAUUGGUUUUGGGAGCAUAUGAAAGAAAGAUACGAUUUCUUUUUAAUACUAUUUUUAUUCAUUUGUUUUUAAGAACUGUGUGUUUUCAUUUUUCAGGGCAUGGAAAAAGAGUUCACAUAAUUGAAAAAUGCAAAUUGCAAAACAUGUAGAUGUGAAAGACCCCCUUCUGAAUGCUAGAGGGAAAAAAAGGAGAAGAAAAAGAUAAAACGGCUCAGAAAAACACGAAACCAGACGGGGAUAACUCAUUUUAAUUCAAAAGAAAUAUUAUAAUAUAUCAUUUUGAAUUUAGUUUAUAACCGUAAACACACAUCUGUUCAGAUACUGUGGUUACAACCAGGUUAACAAUAGCUUCAAUGAAAGGGAAAGUCUUUAAUAAAGUUGAUGAAAGGGCUGCAGGUUUAAGCACAGUUCUUGCAGGCUUCACAAACUCUUAUAUGGCAUAUUUUUUAGACGAAGAGGACAAACCACCUCCCUUAACUACUAUAGCCUUAGCCUGCAGAGUUGUGAGCUCUCAUUUUUGGGAUGGAAUGCCAAAAAUAGCUUUGCAAAGAUCAGCGGUUUGGUUUUAUUACUGAUAUGUGAAAAUAUCUCAAAUAUUUGGCCUACGUAGUGGUUGGGAGAGUGAAAUGCCCAGAACAUCUCGAUGAAGAGGCUCGAAGGUUUAUUCCCAGAGAAAUGGAGACAUUGAAGGACAUUGAAUUGAAUUAAGUCGUGUCUGAUUCACAGUGAGGAGCUGUGUGUACAAAUUAAACUGGCAUGCCAAGCAUCUUUAGAGAGCUCCUCUCCUAAAUCUCUCUCACAUGCAUUUUUUGUUUUAUCCCAGAAUGUCUGUUUGAAUUCCUGUAUCAGUGUGUGGAUUAAAGAGGUACGCUUCCUCUCGAAGGGAUCUAGCCCCACAAUAGAGACUAAUGGGUUAAAAACAACAGCUGUUUGUAGGAUGCAUACACUGCAAAAAAGCCAACUUGUAUUUUUUGGCCUAAAACAGUGAUUUAAUUUGGUAAAACUUGGAAAUAUAAAUUACUGAAAUUUAGGGCAAUAAUGUAAGUUAGCACAACAAAGGAAGCCAGUUGUCUGCUCAGAAACAAGUUGGUGAGUUGUUGUUACUUAUAUCUUUAAGUUGGGGUUCACAACAAGGGACAAUAGUUCUGCUAACUCUUAUUUCUUUGUUGCUAGCGGCUAACUGAUGCUAGCGGCACUGCUUGUUACAGCUACAAGAGUAGCCAUUAGCGUAUCAAUGCUAACUCAAAAUUGUGGUCACAACAUUAGCUGACAUUCAUAGCGGCUUUACAAUCGUGCCAGAGAAAUUCAGAGUUGAGCAAACUCAAAAACAAAACUUCAAAUAUUAAGUUUAAUUGUCCAACUUCAAAUUUUAUAGAAGUUUGUUGCCUUGAAAUUUUGAGUUCAGCCAACUUUUCUUUUUUUGCAGUGUAGGAAUGAGGUAAUGUUUCUUCUACGGCUCAUACACCAAGAUUACAUCUUAGCCUAAGUAAUUUAGAAAUAGAAAACUAAUAAUUUCAUGUCUUCUUAAUAGAAAUUCACAGCAAGAUAAGUUUGGUUGCAAGUCCAACAUUGCAUCAUUGCAUUACAGAGAUAUUUGUCAUGAAAGGAAGAGCUUCACGAUCAGUUUUGACCUUUCAAACCUGCACUUCUGUCCAUCUGUUGAAUGAUGGACCAAAAUUGAUUUGUGUUUUCACCUGUACUCUGUCGCCAUCCCUUUUUUCGUUUUAUUUUCCAUUUCUUUUUGAUGAUCCUUCCCCAGUAUAUCAGCCAUAACCAGUAAAUAUAAUGUCAAAAAAUAAAAUUCUUCAAAGCUCCCUUUUUACAAGCUAUUUAACUUUGCCUGGGGGAUUAUAAGCAGGCUCUUAGGUCUUUUCAUCUGAUUUUGCGUGAAAUAGAAACGCCAUUAAUCUUGCUGAUGGUGUCCCUUGCAUUAGUAUUUAACUGACACUAUAACCAGUUACAAACUCCUUGUAGUUGCUUUAAUAACAAGCUCCACAGUAGCCUUAUGUAUAACAUCUAUCUACUCACGUGACUUUGAUUUUAUUAUCAUCAAUAUUUGGGAAUAGUGCCUUUAUUUAAAGGACUACAAGGCUGUGACCAUAGUAACCACACUUCUUUCUAAUGUGUAAUAUGAAAUGUUAAAGUAUGUUUCACCUGAACUGAAGGAUUGACAAUGUAUUUGGAUAUCCUAAAAAGAGCUUUAAUGUUAUUGCACUGUGCCGUACAUGAUUAAUUUAAUAAAGUUUAUUUUAAUGCA